UAGGGCAUCACCUCAAACUCCCAUGACAACAAGAUGAGACAACUCAAGGAACAUGGUCGGGUUCUUGGCAGGAUUCAUCCUGGGUUCUAUGACAUCAGGAAGAGAUUGAAGGAAGAUCUUGAGAGAAUGUUGGCUGAGAGACGAUGAGGAGUCCAGAAGAUGAAGGCCGGUAAACGUCUCAAGUCAACUCUCUCAUCCGUCCUGGAGCCUUGCUUCAUUGACCAACCGCCUCGCCCAGACCGGUCACCAUGGCAACUGAACAGCCUCAGGCCCCGCCUCCAUCAGCCAUUGGUCAAGAUCGUUGCUUACCAAUUCCAAUCAGCAAUGAGCGUAGUCGAGGGCAAUGCAAGACACCUGUCAGCUUUGUUGUUGUACCUGUCAGUGAUCUGGGUUACCCUGUUGGUUCACCAGGGAGUAGCAUCUGGGCUUAUACACCAGGAAGCAGUGGUGACUGGAUCCCAAGUAGCAACUUAGAGGACAUACCAGGCACAGCAGCUAACAGGAUGCCUAACUUCUCCCAUCAAGACACUGUCAAGAGAGGAUGGCUUCCAAAUGAACAAACACCUGUCAGCCGGUUUGGUGAGCAACAUGAGCCAAUGUCUGGCAUGCAUCAUAACAUGGCCAUGGGAGAUGGGGGAGGGGUGACAGCUCAUGGAAUGGCAGGAACGGUCUGGAACCCUGUAGCCACCAUGCAACUUCAUGGCACCAAUCCAAAGGUGUGAGGAGCAUCACAGAGCCAGCUGGUCGUGUGACAUAAGGACACCUCUCCAUCUAUUCCUAUAGAGGGCGCUGUUCGUCACAGAGGCAGCAUCCACAAGAGAUAGUUAAGUUAAUUAAUUUUUCUUCAAUGGCCAGUAGCCAUAGAGGGCGCCAUAAUGCUAUCUGGUUUGUUCACAGACAAAUAAAGCAUAUACCGCCAGUCAUGCGCUUGAAACUGUGAUGUCAUAAAGUAUGGGCAAAACGUUUCUUGACAGCGCGCAUAACUGCACGAUGUGCGUUCAAUGCGCCAACGCGCUUAGCACGGUACAUACAUUGAAAUACAGUAAAUUUUGGUAAAAAUUUGUGAAAAGUUGUAUGAAAAUAUUGGAUACCGUAUUGUUUUUAAUCUCGGAUAUCGUAUUUUAGUUCACAAGGGAUUUGUUAACAAUCAGAAACUAACUUCCCAAUUUUUUUUACAUGUUUGAUUUGAAUUCUUCAACCGUGUGUAAAAUCCCUAUUCAUAGAGGUGAAUUUCCCAAUAGUUUUGAUUUUAGUCAGGUGCUAGGCAAAUCACGAAAUGCUCAUGUAGUUUUGAAUAGGACCUGGCGGUCUAUGCAUUUAUAUGUCUGUGGGUUUGUUGCCUUACCUGCCUAAAAAAAAUGCUGACGGCAUAAUUCAGAGAAAAGAAUGAAAACGAAAUAAUUAAGCCUUGGAAUAAAAAAAAUUGUAUCAAUUCUGUGAAAUUGAAGAUGAUUGUAAACUGCGAGUAGUUUGUAUUUAACUUUAUUUAUGUUAGGCCA
Molecule: messenger RNA, 1499 nt
Organism: Patiria miniata (bat star)
Lineage: Eukaryota; Metazoa; Echinodermata; Asteroidea; Valvatida; Asterinidae
Exons: 5
Coding region: 249-722 (157 amino acids)
Source: RefSeq, a predicted model, not a curated record